UCUGUACCAUGUGCUUGAUGCAGUCACGUGACUGCUGUGAUGUCAGAGGGUCCUUUAGAGGAAUGGAAUCUAGCCGCUACCCCUUCCCAACAACUGCGAAAAGGGAUCUCUCUAAAGAACAGGAAGAUGCAGCGUUAAAUGGUACUGUCAGAUUAGGUACAGCGGUCAAUGAUCAUCAAAACGUCCAUAGUGCAAUGGAUUCAUUUACAAAUAUAUCAUCAGGUGAACGGGAAGAAGAAGAAGAACAAAAUGCUGAGAGCAGCGUGUGUGACCAUAACAAAAGGUCCAAGCAGCUUGAAGACCUUAAAACAUCUGAUGGGAAUUCAAUUUUCGAUUCUCAAGAAAAUAUUUAUACCAGUUUGCACACAUCAAAUGAUUUUAGGAUAGAGCAGCACAGGUCUCUGCCUCCGGGCAAGGAAUACAGGGACUCCACAGAAGACGUGGUUAUGGAAAAUCAAGUACAAGGUGAAGCUACUGUACAGGUUAUGGUAGUGGAAGGAAUGGAUGUCUUAGGCUCUGAAGACUCAGGUGUAGAGGCCACAGAGUGCAUCGGCACACAAGCAGCUCACAAGAUGCCAAAGGGAAAUGAAAACAUUACUUCAAGUACUGGAGAUAACAGCAAGUUAUCUUGUGAACAUGAAGAAGACCUUUAUCGGGAUGAAGACGAAAUUGAAAAAGAAAAGAAUAAAAAAAUUCCAACCACUGUUAAAGAGGGCUCAACAGGUAUUCAGAAAUUAGGAGUGGGACCAGAGAUGGAUAUCAUGGAAUAUAGUCAGAAGGAAUGGAGAGGGAAAACUACUGUAGCAAAAAUAAUGAAAGAGGGUUAUGAAGAAGUCUCUCGCUACUUUGGUUCAAUUAGGAGGGUCAGAGGAGAUAACUAUUGUGCCUUAAGGGCUACUUUGUUCCAAGCUCUUAGUCAAACUACCAGUAUCCCAGUUUGGCUGCAGAACGAGGAUGUCACUCAGUUACCAAAAAAGCUUGUGAAAAAGUAUGACUGGAUUAAUUUGUGGCAGUUUUGGUAUAACUGUGGAAACAAAAAUACAUGGGUCAGAAUCCAAGAAUAUUUAGAGCUACUAAAGAAAAGGUGGUCAGAGUUGAGUGAGAUGACGAAGUCAGAAGAGAGACAAGCAGCUUGUGAUGAGAUCUUUACGAAUGAACAAGAGGAAUACUGCUUGUAUGAAGCAGUGAAGUUUUUGAUGUUAAAAACUGCUAUCGAUCUGUUUAAUGCCAGUGAGGAGGGCAAGGAAGUGCCAGUGUUCUCAUGGCUUCUUUUUGCUCGGAACACAUCUAGUAGUCCUUGUGAAUUUAUGAAGAAUCACUUGAAUCAAGUGGGGCAUUCUGGGGGACUUGAACAGGUGGAAAUGUUUCUGCUUGGAUAUGCCCUGCAACUCACCAUAAAAGUGUUCAGGUUAUACAAAUAUGGAACAGAUGAAUUCAUUACGCUGUAUCCCAAUGAUAAUGGGGACUGGCCUAUAGUUACUCUAAUUACAGAGGAUGAUCGACAUUAUAAUGUUCCUGUUAGGAUGUGCGAAGAAACAAGUUUAUAACAUUUUUUUUAACCAUUGCUGCCAUGGAGUAAUAAAUUACUGAUAAUAAUGAACUUAUGGUCGCUAUAGCUAUGUAACUUAACUUCUCAAAAGAACAAUUACUGACUUGAUCUUCUACAAAUACUGCCUCAUUAAGCUGCAUACAAUGUUUUGUGUUUUUUUGAUACUGCCCUACAUUCCACUAAGGACAUCCUUAUGCAGGGAUUUGGGGUGAAAAAAAUAUUUUCCUUUAUGGUACUAUGGUUGUUACAAUCAAUAGACGUGGUUAAAGGGACGUUAAACAGCUCAGUAUAACUACAGUAGCAUGAUUAUUACUCUCCAUGCAUGGUGCAUACUUAAAUACACUUUUGAAACAGCUAUAACCUUUUAUUAGAAGCAUUUUUGCUAAUACAUGUAUAUUGCAAAAAAUGCUUCUAUUCAAUACUUAAGCGCAAUAAUGUGGAUUCCAAUUUUGUCUGGAAUGUUCCUUUAAAGGGACAGUAUACACUCAUUUUCAUAUAACUGCAUGUAAUAGACACUACUAUAAAGAAUAAUAUGCACAGAUACUGAUAUAAAAAUUCAGUAUAAAACUGUUUAAAAACUUACUUAGAAGCUGUCAGUUUACCUCUGUUGAAAAGGUAGCUGGAAAGCCCACUGCAAGUGGCAAAUAAGACACUCCCCCCCUCCCCCUUCUUUUGCAUAUGAAAAGACCCUUUACACAAACAGGAGCAAGCUGGAGUAGGUAGUCGAGCGUAUUCACAUAAAACUUUGGGGCUUGGUUAGGAGUCUGAAAAUCAGAGCAAUGUUAUUUAAAAAUAAGCAAAACUAUACAUUAAUUUAAAAAAAAAACUUUAUGGGCUAUAUAAAUAGAUUAUCUACAAAACAUUUAUGCAAAGAAAAAAUGAGUGUAUAAUGUCCCUUUAAAGCUGUUCUCUUAUUUUAAAGCGAUAUGAAACCCCCCAAAAAAUAUUUUUGUGAUUCAGACAGAGCAAACAAUUUAAAAAAAGUUUCUAAUUUACUUCUAUUAUCAAAUUAGCUUAGUUUCCAUGUUAUUUUAUGUUGAAGAGAUACCUAGAUAGGUGUCUGGAGCACUACAUGGCAGGAAAUAGUGCUACCAUCUAGUGCUCUUGCAUAUGGAUAACAUUUUUGCAAAACUGCUGCAUUAUAGUGCUUCAGGCAUGUGCACGCUCCUGAGCUUGCAUAUCUGCUUUUCAUGUAAAAGGGUUUCAUGUCCCUUUUACUCGUUACAUAAUCCAGCUGAUAUUUUAUACUAGCGCCACCAUCUUGUAGCACACAUAUUCUUGCAUCCUGUGACAAAAGAGCAGAAGUGUUAUAUUUUUGUAUUUUUUUAGCAGUUUAAAUGAUACAUAACAAAUACAAGUUCCAAGAUGGCGGCACCCAGAAUGAAAAUGUAGAGAUUCACAAACUGAUAAUUGUAAGGGGUAAAAUAAGAAAACAAAUUAGAAGACUGCUUUAGGCACAGGAGGAAAAACAAGCAUGGUGAUUGGUAUCCCUGCUACUGUAGUUGUACUAAGCAGUUUUAUGUCCCUUUAAGGCAUACUAAAAAUGUUAAAAACUUGUGAUGUACUGGAAUUAUUUUGAUGCUUUGUAAUUGUCACUGGUAAGGUACAUUGCAGCUGGAUUUAGAAUAGCAAUGGAGUAAGAGAGUUCAAAUGAUUGUACUGUACAUUUUAGCGUUUUUGAAGCACUAGCCUGAAUCUAUUUAAUAAAUUAAAUGGACUUUAAAUCAUGA
Molecule: messenger RNA, 3279 nt
Organism: Bombina bombina (fire-bellied toad)
Lineage: Eukaryota; Metazoa; Chordata; Amphibia; Anura; Bombinatoridae
Gene: OTULIN
Product: OTU deubiquitinase with linear linkage specificity
Exons: 9
Coding region: 9-1547 (512 amino acids)
Biological process (GO): protein linear deubiquitination
Molecular function (GO): cysteine-type deubiquitinase activity
Source: RefSeq, a predicted model, not a curated record